CAAAAUCAAUUUUCGAUGUUCAAAGCAAGUAGCAACCAAACAUAGACUUAUUUUGUUUGUUUUUGAUAGAGAUGUUACCGUUUUGGCUCCAAAUGAGAUCAUUACUGUCUUUUUCAACGUAAAUAACUCGCCUUGCCAUUCACACUCUCCACCUCACCACCGCCCUCAACUCCGCCGCACUUCCAUUUUCCGGCAUCCCCGCCGGAAAUGGUUAACCUUUAAAGCUUACACCUUUAAAAAAAACCCAAUUCAUUUUUCAUCAUCAUUCCUCUCUUUCAAACAUGGGUCAUGUUUUUCUAACUCUUUUUCAGUUUCUUCUCCUUCACCCCUUUCUCUUCACCCUUCACGCAAAUGCCAUCAAUCCUUCGAUUCCCAAAGACGCAUUGUCUCUUCUCACCUUCAAACACUUCGUCUCUUCAGACCCUUCGAAUCUUCUCUCCAGUUGGACCUACCGCUCAUCCUCCACAUUCUGCCGCUGGCAUGGCGUCACUUGCGGCGGGAGACGAAACAGAAGAGUGAUUUCGCUUCAUGUCACCGGUCUACGCGGCGGUGAACUGGCUUCUUCCAUCGGAGAGUUGUCGGAGCUUCGAGUUUUGUCAAUUCCCGGAAACAUGUUCUCUGGCGAAAUUCCGGUGAGUUUGAUGAAUCUCCGGGGACUUGAGGUUCUUGAGGUUCAAGGUAACUACUUUUCAGGGAAUGUUUCUUUUCAGAUGAGUUAUCUUGAAUCGCUUAAACUUGUUAAUCUCUCUGGUAAUGCUUUUUCUGGUUCUAUUCCGAAUGGGUUUAUUUUUUCUAGGAAUGUGGAAAUUGUUGAUUUGUCUGAUAAUGAGUUUUCUGGUUCGAUUCCUGUGAAUGAUUCUGUUGGUUGUGAUUCUUUGAAGCAUUUGAAACUGUCUGAUAAUUUUUUGACUGGUGAGAUUCCACCUCAAAUUGGGAAAUGUAGAAACUUGAGGACGCUUUUGGUUGAUGGGAAUAUAUUGGAAGGUAAAAUCCCUCUUGAGAUUGGGCUUGCUGUUGAACUUAGAGUUCUUGAUGUUUCGCGAAACAGCCUCACCGGUAGAAUCCCGAAACUGUUAGGUAAUUGUUUGAAGUUGUCUGUGCUUGUUCUUACUGAUUUGUUUGAUGAUCGCGGAGAUUCUGACGCGGGAAGUUUGUUUGAGGAUAAAUUUAGAGGUGAAUUCAAUGCUUUUGUUGGGAAUAUUCCUCAUGCAGUGUUGUCGCUUUCGAGUUUGGAGAUUUUGUGGGCCCCGAGAGCGAAUCUCGCUGGACGGUUACCUGCUGAAUGGACAGAUUCAUCAUGCUCUCUUAGAAUACUUAAUUUGGCUGAGAAUUAUGUUACUGGUGUCGUGCCCGCGAGUUUAGGGAUGUGUCGGAAUUUGACUUUCUUGGACUUGAGUUCUAACAAUUUAGCGGGAAAUUUGCCGUUGGAUCAGCUCCGUGUUUCUUGUAUGAUGUAUUUCAACGUAAGCAGGAAUAAUGUCUCUGGCUUGCUUCCAGAUUUUCGGAAAGAAACGUGUCGAUCGAGUAGUAACGCCUUUGCUGCACUAGAAUCUGUGUUUCUAGAAUUGGAUGGUUUGAAUGAUAAAUACUUUAACGUCCGUGUUUUGAGAUUUCAAGAGAAGGCUUUUGUCGGAUUAGGUUUCGAAGAUUCUACUGUCGUUAUUCAUGAUUUCAGCUGGAACAGUUUCGUUGGAUCUUUACCGUUGUUCUUUGUUGGAGGUAAUCUUUUUACCGCAAAUCGCAAAGUAUCGUACAUGCUGUCUUUGAAUAAUAAUAAAUUCAACGGAACUCUUCCGAAUCAGCUAGUUUCAAACUGUAAUGACCUCAAGAUAUUAUCGGUUAACAUCAGUGCAAACCAACUCUACGGUGAGAUUUCUCAAGCAUUGUUUCUGAACUGCCCGAAGUUGAUGGAUUUUGACGCAGCAUACAAUCGAAUCGAUGGAUCAAUUGGACCUAGUAUAGGUGAAUUGGCAUUACUUCGGCUUCUUGAUUUGACAGAGAACAAACUAUCAGGAGCGCUGCCGAAUCAGUUGGGAAAUCUACAAAACAUGAAAUGGUUGCUUCUAGGAGGAAACAAUUUAACCGGGGAAAUUCCUUACCAGCUUGGUAGAUUGACUUCCCUUGUUGUUUUGAACCUGUCUCACAAUUCUCUAAUGGGAACAAUUCCAGAAACUUUGUCGAAUACGACAAGUCUUGAAACUAUGUUGCUAGAUCACAACAACCUUUCUGGGGAAAUACCUUUAUCUGUUGCCGCUCUUCCCAAUCUUGUUCAACUUGAUGUUUCUUUCAACAAUCUUUCCGGUCAUAUUCCUCAUCUUCAACACCCGAUUAAUUGUGACUCGUAUAAAGGCAAUAAAUACUUGCACUCUUGCCCUGAUCCAUACUUCGGCUCGCCUGCUCCUCCCGCAGUUCCUAUUGCAGACGAUAAUUCGGAGAGUCGUCGUAAAAGGAAGAAAGCAAGGACCGUGGUUAUUGUGGUGGCGGCUUCUGCUUCUGCGGCUCUAUGCACCCUUUUGGUAAUAAUGCUGGUGAUUUGCUUUAGAAGGAGAAAAAUGGCUCGGCGAAGCAGCAUUAGAAGGCAAGAAGUGGUGACUUUUCAAGCUGUUCCAAUUGAAUUGAGUUAUGAUAGCGUUGUCAGAGCUGCCGGAAAUUUCAGCAUCCGUCAUCUAAUCGGCGCUGGUGGGUUCGGGUCAACUUACAAGGCAGAGCUAUCACCAGGUUUUUUUGUUGCCAUUAAGCGGCUUUUGAUAGGUAAAUUUCAAGGCAUACAACAGUUUGAAACGGAAAUCAGAACGCUCGGGAGAAUUCGACACAAGAAUCUUGUGACUCUAAUUGGCUAUUAUGUUGGAAAAUCUGAAAUGUUGUUGAUUUACAAUUACCUCUCUGGUGGAAACCUUGAAGCUUUCAUACAUAAUAGGUCAGGUAAAAAAGUGCAGUGGCCGGUUAUUUACAAAAUAGCGAAAGGUAUUGCCGAGGCCCUUGCUUACCUUCAUUACUCUUGUGUUCCCCGCAUAGUUCACCGAGAUAUCAAACCCAGCAACAUUUUACUCGACGAGAACUUUAAUGCCUAUCUGUCUGAUUUCGGCUUGGCACGCCUGCUUGAGGUAUCCGAGACUCACGCCACUACCGACGUGGCCGGCACGUUCGGUUACGUUGCACCUGAAUAUGCCACCACUUGCAGAGUUUCUGACAAAGCAGACGUUUAUAGCUACGGCGUCGUGCUUUUAGAAUUGAUAUCGGGAAGAAGGUCGCUCGAUCCGUCGUUCUCUAAUUACGGAAACGGAUUCAAUAUAGUACCAUGGGCAGAGCUUCUAAUGACCGAAGAUCGAUGUUCUGAGCUUUUUUCAUCCGCGUUGUGGGAAUCAGGGCCAAAGGAAAAGCUGUUCGAGCUUUUAAAAAUCGCGUUAACCUGCACAGAAGAGACUCUUUCUAUUCGACCGUCGAUGAAGGAAGUUCUUGAGAAACUUAAACUGCUGAAAAGUUGAAAACUUUCAGCAUAUUGUAUCUAACAGCAAAGGAAAUGCUUUUGGUUGCUCGAAAAUACCGAUAGAGGACAGAUUAUUACAUACAAAAGUUUAGAGACUGAUGAUGACAAUUAGGAUUCUGAUUCUGAUAUCAUAGUGACAAGAAACUUGAUAGCUGUUGAUACAAAAAAACAAAAAUAAAAGCAUUGUUGUUGAUUUCACAUAUUUUGAUACCAUCUGAAUGUAAUUAGUGGAUCAUGGUAAAUGUGAUUAUGAAUGAAUUAAUUUUAGACAAAUUUGGAAGGUGAUUUUUGAUGUGA
Molecule: messenger RNA, 3784 nt
Organism: Lathyrus oleraceus (garden pea)
Lineage: Eukaryota; Viridiplantae; Streptophyta; Magnoliopsida; Fabales; Fabaceae
Product: LRR receptor-like serine/threonine-protein kinase RPK2
Exons: 2
Coding region: 282-3485 (1067 amino acids)
Biological process (GO): protein phosphorylation
Molecular function (GO): protein kinase activity; protein binding; ATP binding
Source: RefSeq, a predicted model, not a curated record